Molecule: messenger RNA, 5049 nt
Organism: Rattus rattus (black rat)
Lineage: Eukaryota; Metazoa; Chordata; Mammalia; Rodentia; Muridae
Gene: Synj2
Product: synaptojanin 2
Exons: 27
Coding region: 121-4560 (1479 amino acids)
Biological process (GO): phosphatidylinositol dephosphorylation; brain development; synaptic vesicle endocytosis
Cellular component (GO): perinuclear region of cytoplasm; presynapse
Molecular function (GO): RNA binding; phosphatidylinositol-4,5-bisphosphate 5-phosphatase activity
Source: RefSeq, a predicted model, not a curated record
GGAAGAGGAGGAGGAGGAGGAGGAGCCUGCGGCGCCGGAGCCGGGCACAAAGUGAAACUCCUGGAAGCCGCGCGCCCUCGGGCAGGACCCCGCCCCGGCUCCCCUGUGCUCCCGGCGCCCAUGGCGCUGAGCAAAGGGCUGCGACUGCUGGCGCGGCUGGACCCCACCGGCCCGAGCAGCGUGCUGCUGGAGGCGCGGGGCCGCGGCGACUGUCUACUCUUUGAGGCCGGCGCGGUGGCCACGCUGGCUCCGGAAGAGAAGGAAGUCAUUAAAGGACUGUAUGGGAAGCCGACGGAUGCCUAUGGCUGCCUCGGGGAGCUGAGGUUAAAAUCCGGUGGCGUCCCCUUGAGCUUUCUGGUGUUGGUGACAGGCUGCACGUCAGUGGGCAGAAUUCCAGAUGCAGAGAUCUACAAAAUCACCGGCACUGAGUUUUACCCCCUGCAGGAAGAGGCCAAGGAAGAGGACCGCCUGCCAGCCUUGAAGAAAAUCCUGAGUUCAGGGGUGUUCUAUUUCGCAUGGCCCAAUGAUGGCGCCUGCUUCGAUCUGACCAUCAGGGCUCAGAAACAGGGUGAUGACUGCUCUGAAUGGGGGACCUCCUUCUUCUGGAACCAGCUAUUGCAUGUGCCUCUGCGGCAGCACCAGGUGAACUGUCAUGACUGGUUGCUGAAAGUCAUCUGUGGGGUGGUGACCAUCCGCACGGUUUAUGCCUCCCACAAGCAGGCCAAGGCCUGUCUCAUCUCUCGCAUCAGCUGUGAACGCGCAGGUGCUCGCUUCCUCACCCGGGGUGUGAACGACGAUGGCCACGUGUCCAACUUUGUGGAGACAGAGCAGGCGAUUUACAUGGAUGAUGGAGUGUCGUCCUUUGUCCAGAUCCGAGGCUCCGUUCCGCUGUUCUGGGAGCAGCCAGGGCUCCAGGUUGGCUCCCAUCAUCUGAGACUGCACAGAGGCCUAGAGGCCAACGCCCCUGCUUUUGAAAGGCACAUGGUGCUUCUGAAGGAGCAGUACGGGCAGCAGGUGGUGGUGAACCUGCUGGGAAGCAGAGGCGGUGAGGAGGUGCUCAACAGAGCCUUCAAGAAGUUGCUCUGGGCUUCUUGCCACGCAGGCGACACACCUAUGAUAAAUUUUGACUUCCAUCAGUUUGCCAAAGGUAGGAAGCUAGAGAAAUUGGAGAACCUGUUGAGACCUCAGUUAAAACUUCACUGGGAUGACUUUGGCGUAUUUGCGAAGGGCGAGAAUGUAAGUCCACGGUUUCAGAAAGGCACUCUGCGGAUGAACUGUCUCGACUGUCUGGACAGAACCAACACUGUACAGUGCUUCAUUGCUCUUGAGGUGCUUCAUCUGCAGCUUGAGAGCCUAGGGCUGAAUUCCAAGCCCAUCACUGACCGCUUCGUGGAGUCCUUCAAAGCCAUGUGGUCUCUGAAUGGGCAUGGCCUGAGCAAGGUGUUCACAGGGAGCAGGGCCCUGGAAGGAAAAGCCAAGGUGGGGAAGCUGAAGGAUGGGGCUCGAUCCAUGUCUCGUACCAUCCAGUCCAACUUCUUCGACGGGGUGAAGCAGGAGGCCAUCAAGCUACUGCUAGUUGGAGAUGUCUACAAUGAAGAGUCUACAGACAAAGGCAGGAUGCUGCUGGACAACACGGCCCUUCUGGCAACACCCAGGAUCCUGAAGGCCAUGACAGAACGCCAGUCAGAAUUCACAAAUUUCAAGCGGAUCCACAUUGCUAUGGGGACCUGGAAUGUGAACGGAGGAAAACAAUUCCGUAGCAAUCUCCUGGGGACCACUGAGCUCACGGACUGGCUCCUGGAUGCACCCCAGCUCUCAGGAGCAGUGGACUCUCAGGACGAUGGCGGUCCCGCUGACAUAUUUGCCGUCGGGUUUGAGGAGAUGGUGGAGCUGAGUGCAGGAAAUAUUGUCAAUGCCAGCACCACCAACAGGAAGAUGUGGGGCGAGCAGCUCCAGAAAGCCAUCUCCCGCUCCCAUCGUUACAUCCUCUUGACCUCAGCACAGCUGGUGGGCGUCUGUCUUUACAUCUUUGUACGUCCGUACCACGUCCCGUUCAUCAGGGAUGUGGCCAUCGACACCGUGAAGACCGGUAUGGGGGGAAAGGCGGGGAAUAAGGGCGCCGUGGGUAUCCGCUUUCAGUUCCACAGCACUAGCUUCUGCUUCAUCUGCAGUCACCUGACGGCUGGGCAGUCUCAGGUGAAGGAGAGGAACGAAGACUACCGGGAGAUCACGCACAAGCUCUCCUUCCCUUCGGGGAGAAACAUAUUUUCACACGAUUAUGUGUUUUGGUGUGGCGAUUUCAACUACCGCAUCGAUCUUACUUACGAAGAAGUCUUCUAUUUUGUUAAACGCCAAGACUGGAAGAAACUUAUGGAAUUUGAUCAGUUACAGCUACAGAAAUCAAGUGGGAAAAUUUUUAAAGACUUUCAUGAAGGAACCAUUAACUUUGGACCCACCUACAAGUAUGACGUUGGAUCGGCUGCCUAUGACACAAGUGACAAGUGCCGGACCCCAGCCUGGACAGACAGGGUGCUGUGGUGGAGGAAGAAGCACCCAUACGAUAAGACAGCUGGCGAACUCAACCUUCUAGACAGUGAUCUAGACGGUGAUGCCAACAUCAGACAUACCUGGUCUCCGGGCACUCUCAAGUACUACGGCCGUGCUGAGCUGCAGGCAUCUGAUCAUAGACCUGUGCUGGCCAUCGUAGAGGUGGAGGUUCAAGAGGUCGAUGUGGGAGCCCGGGAGAAAGUCUUCCAGGAAGUGUCCUCUGUCCAAGGCCCGCUGGACGCCACUGUUGUUGUAAACCUUCAGUCUCCAACCCUUGAAGAGAGAAAUGAAUUUCCAGAGGACCUGCGCACAGAACUUAUGCAGACUUUGGGGAAUUAUGGGACGAUUAUUCUGGUCAGGAUCAACCAAGGGCAGAUGCUGGUGACGUUUGCAGACAGCCACUCAGCUCUCAGUGUGCUGGAUGUGGAUGGUAUGAAGGUGAAAGGCAGGGCCGUGAAGAUUCGACCAAAGACCAAAGAUUGGCUAGAAGGCUUGAGAGAGGAGCUCAUUCGGAAGCGGGACAGCAUGGCCCCUGUGUCUCCCACCGCCAACUCCUGCUUGUUGGAGGAGAACUUUGACUUCACAAGUCUGGACUAUGAGUCAGAAGGGGAUGUUCUUGAAGAUGAUGAAGACUACUUAGCGGAUGAGUUUGGUCAGCCUGUAGUCUCAGACAGUGAGCUUGGAGGAGACGACUCUUCUGAUAUCAUGAGCGCCUCGACACCUGCCAGCAAGUCUCCCGCACUGGCUAAAAAGAAGCAACAUCCAACGUACAAAGACGACGCUGACCUGAUGACGUUAAAGCUGGAGCUGGAAGUUGCUGGGAAUUUUCGCCACCGUUCUCCGAGCAGGUCCCUGUCUGUCCCCAAUAGGCCUCGGCCACCUCACCCUCCACAAAGACCCCCCCCUCCAACUGGUUUAAUGGUGAAGAAGUCGGCCUCAGAUGCGUCCAUCUCUUCCGGAACCCACGGGCAAUAUUCCAUCUUGCAGACCGCGAAACUUCUUCCAGGAGCACCUCAGCAACCGCCCAAGGCUCGAACUGGAAUAAGUAAACCUUACAACGUCAAACAGAUCAAAACCACCAAUGCUCAGGAGGCGGAAGCAGCCAUCCGGUGUCUCCUGGAAGCUGGCGGAGGUGUCCCAGAGUCAGCCCCGGGUGCCACGCCCCUGAGAAACCAAGGGUCUUCUAAGCCAGAGGCCUCCCUGGGGCCUCCAGUCCUACCGCGCCGGCCUGUUCCAAGGGUUCCCACUAUGAAGAAACCAACUUUGAGGAGAACAGGAAAGCCCAUGUCACCAGAAGAACAGUGUGAGCAGCAGCCUGUCCAUUUUACAAUGGCUUCCCAGGAAAUGAACCUUGAGACCCCUCCUCCAAUAACAGCUCCCAUCCCGCCUGUUCCCAAACCAAGAACAUUUCAGCCUGGGAGAGGUGUUGAGAGGAGGCCGAGCGGUGGCAAGCCAGAACCGGAUGACGCUCCUCCUGUGACAGGCGCUGUGGAGUUAUCGUCUCCAGAGGCCCCGGAGGCCCCGUCCCUGGCUCCCAAGGUGCCUCCGAGGAGGAAGAAGUCUGCACCAGCAGCCUUCCACCUGCAGGUCCUGCAGAGCAACAGCCAACUUCUGCAGGGCCUCACAUGCUCCAGCACUUCUCCGUCCCCACCAAAGCCUGACACCCCCCUGCUCUAUCCGCAAAUGGCACUUGGCACUUCAUCUGCUAUAAGUCCCGAAACUGAUGGCCCCAGAGUGACGGAGCCCGAGGCAGCCUCUUUUCAUGGCGAUUACCCAGAUCCCUUCUGGAGCCUUCUCCACCACCCCAAUCUGUUGAAUAAUAAUACCUGGCUGUCCAAGAGCUCUGAGCCUUUAGACUUGGGGUCCAGGACCCCUGAGAGGACACACACAGACUCAGCGCAGGUCAAUGCAUCAGUGGUUGAGAGGGGGCUUCCACCAGACCAUGGGGGUAAAGACUUCAGUCACUGGAUGGCCGCCAGUAACAAAGACAAGAGGACAACAUUAGGCGUUUGACCCACAGGCAAGAACAUGGCCUGUUGGCUCUGUAGAUGCUCUCAUUUCAAACGCUCACCUUCCUCAUGUGGGCAUUGCUUGACCUGGUCAAAAGGGAUGUUGAUGUAAAGGCACACUGAAACCCUUUGUUUAUCUGUCACUCUGUGUAGUGAAUGAAAACCGUCUCCCAUUCAGUACAGUUAUCCAGCCACCCAAACGUUCCAUUCAAGGUCUGUGCAUUUUAAGCUUGCUCUCAGGACACUGGGAAAUGUGCUGUUGCAUUCGGGAUAUGGAUUUUAAAGGGAAGAAAUCUAGAUUCCCAAGACGCUCUCAUCUGCGGAAUUUUAAGUGGUUGUUCAAUAUAUGUUUGUGUGCCAUUUGCUUGUUGGUUUUGUUUGUGUUUUUACAGAUUUGGGAUAAGUGGUUAGGUUCAUAAAAGAUGACAUUAAAAGCAGUCGGGACCUUAAGAGCUGUUGUGACCCACUUGAAACCACAUUAAGAAAAAAAAAA